Molecule: messenger RNA, 3237 nt
Organism: Perognathus longimembris pacificus (Pacific pocket mouse)
Lineage: Eukaryota; Metazoa; Chordata; Mammalia; Rodentia; Heteromyidae
Gene: Kctd21
Product: potassium channel tetramerization domain containing 21
Exons: 2
Coding region: 624-1439 (271 amino acids)
Biological process (GO): protein homooligomerization; ubiquitin-dependent protein catabolic process
Molecular function (GO): histone deacetylase binding; cullin family protein binding
Source: RefSeq, a predicted model, not a curated record
UGAGAGAGUGGGGGAGGGGUACCCCAUGCUUUCUAGAACUUUAAAGAGAAGUUCCGAUCCAAGACGUGAGGUUGAAGGAAGCUCAGCAGUUGUAGAUGCUGGAGGCUGUUCGAUGGAAGAGGAAGAAGGGGCACCCUCGGGAAGAGGGCUAUGCACACAGUCACACAGGAGCAGUGAUCCUACGGUCGCUUCCAGAGAAGGCUGGGAACUGGGUCACGGUGGGACCACCAGGAGCCGAGAGCAUCUUCUUGGUCCAGGGGCAGGGGAAGGUGAAGAAGAAUUGUGCCAGAGGGCUGUGUCCCCCUGUACGUGUGGAAGGUAGAGGGAAUGGCAUGGUCAUGGCCAUUCACAAAACCUUCGAGAAAAUUCCGUUCCUAUGGCAGCACUGGUGCAGUAGAAACACUGGAGUCAUAAAUCUCAAAAUAAUUUGUACCUUGAGCAUACCGAUCUUUAGCUCGCGGGCAUUUACAUCUCUCUCUUUCAUAGAAAGGAGCCUGAGUGUGAAUCCUGCCAAGGCCCUUCACCUCCCUGAAAUGGGGCAUCGGGUUCUGACUAGGUCUCCUCGUCCCUACAGCAGGGAUGGACGCUAGUACCCUGCGUCAAGAGAGGACAGGACGGUUAGGAUGAUUGAUAUUCCGUCAUCUCGGCCUCUCGCCAUGUCGGACCCCAUCACGCUGAACGUCGGCGGGAAGCUGUACACGACCUCCCUGGCAACCCUCACCAGCUUCCCCGACUCCAUGCUGGGCGCCAUGUUCAGCGGGAAGAUGCCCACCCGGAGGGACAGCCAGGGGAACUGCUUCAUCGACCGCGACGGCAAGGUGUUCCGCCACAUCCUCAACUUCCUGCGCACCUCGCACCUGGACCUGCCCGAGGACUUCCGGGAGAUGGGCCUGCUCCGCCGGGAGGCCGACUUCUACCAGGUGCAGCCCCUCAUCGAGGCGCUGCGGGAGAAGGAGGCGGAGCUCUCCAGGGCGGAGAAGAACGCCAUGCUCAACAUCACGCUGAAGCAGCGCGUGCAGACGGUGCACUUCACGGUGCGGGAGGCGCCCCAGAUCUACAGCCUGUCGUCCUCCAGCAUGGAGGUCUUCAACGCCCACAUCUUCAGCACCUCCUGCCUCUUCCUCAAACUCCUGGGCUCCAAGCUCUUCUACUGCUCCAACGGCACCCUGUCCUCCAUCAGCAGCCACCUGCAGGACCCCAACCACCUGACGCUGGACUGGGUGGCCCACGUGGAGGGCCUGCCCGAGGAGGAGUACACCAAGCAGAACCUCAAGAGGCUCUGGGUGGUGCCCGCCAACAAGCAGAUCAACAGCUUCCAGGUCUUCGUGGAGGAGGUGCUGAAAAUUGCUCUGAGCGACGGCUUCUGCAUAGAUUCCUCCCACCCCCACGCGCUCGAUGUUAUGAACAACAAGAUCAUUCGAUUAAUACGGUACAGAUAAAAAGAGAAAGAACGCGGCCGCACUGGGACGGGUUUCCCGAGAAGCUCCGCGUCCGCCAGGGCCUGGGCGAGCCUCUCUCCCGCGCCAGGAGGCAGGGGCUGUGCCCGCUGCGCUAACUGCCUAGCAGGACUUGCUUCCCCCCGGAUGAAAUCUUCCUUUUGGAGUCUACUUGUCCUCCGAGCAGAACCAUCUUUUCCUUGCCAUUUCGAGCUGGAAAUGGGCGGCUUGUCACGACAAGAGUCAGCAAAUGCAUACAAGAGGAGUCCGCGGGUGGCCAGCACGAAGGAGCAGCCAUUUCGCCAUGGACUCCGUCUCUGUACCCUUAGCCAGUGCCUCAUCUGCCCAUCUGAACAAAGCCUCCGGGAGCAGACAGCGCAAAGUGAGAGUCCAAGCUCCCUUUGGAUUCUCAGGACAUGGGGGGCUCCGCAGGUCCAGUCACACCUGCCCUUCCUUCUUUAGGAUGUGCCCAGGAUCUUGGGCUCAUUUGCCCAGGAUGGCCAUGCUUGGCUAGCUUGGAAUGUAGCAUGCUCCCCGACUCAGGGAGAAAGGUGUGGAGAGCCUAGAGCAAUAAGGAACUGGGCGAGGCCUUUUCUCCAGGUGGAAUCCGGUGAGUCUGGCCUCCGAAAUGGGCUGCUGACCUUGAAAAGAUGGAAGGGCACCUGGAGCCAGUAUAAGGAAAGACGCCUCGUGAUCCAGCCAAAUGCUUGACCGUGGUAAUCCUUUUCUCCCAAAUCUGAAGUGUCAUGGAAACAUGUCCGCUUAAACUAACAUUAUGCAUUCUCAGGGUUGAAAUAAUCUCGCAGUUGCCCAGUUCUCCCGUCUGCAGGACGGACGCGCCGGCCCGGCUGGGGGUGCGCAUCUCUUUGUGGACCUCCAAGGGGUCCCGCAGGCCUGCUUGCACACCCCCGGUGGCUGGAAGCUCACCAGCCCCAAGGCAGCUCCAGACACAGCCGGGUGGUUCUGGCUGCUAGAAGUUUUCCUCUCUGGACCAGAAACGGUCCUGCCAUGUCCACUGCUAGAUCUCGGCUUUAGCCCUUCCUUCUCACCUGCUUCUACAGCCUUCCUUCCUAGUCACCUCACGAAGCACGAAGCCACACACUGGCUCUGAAAAUACGAGCAACUCAGAAUUCGGAUUCCCCCUGAGGUCUUUGGAACCAAAGUCGGCUCCCUUCCAUACCUGGCGAAUCCAUCCCCCUUUGUGACUGCUCCCCCUUGCCACUUCCUCCACCCUCCCCAUCAGCAACGGCUCAGCCUGGCCCGUCGCCGUUUUCAUUUGGGAGCUGAAGUUUCCCUGCCAGGAAGAUCCAGACGAAGGAGAUGAGGUCCUGCGAAGAGCCCGGGAGGGGCCGAAACCUUCACACUGCCUUCGGGGUGAGUGUCGGGCCCCGACGCCGCUCUCAGAGAGGCCAGCUUCCCUGCAGUGCUGUCCGCUCUUAACCAGCCCCUGGACCUCCUUGGGAGGCCAGGGAAGGCGAGAAAGCCCAAGCCACUGCUUCCCCCGGUGCUGAGCCUUGCAGGCCACAAGCGCACGCCGAGACUCCUCCCCGUAGUGAGGGGCUCUCGAAGCCCCCCAGGGGAGGAGCUAGACACAGACGCCCCCCUGAGGGGGGUCACGCAGAGGGCUGUGCACACACAUUCUGCGCGUAGGAAGCCGGAACCGCGGGCCCUAGGCAAAGCCCGGCCCUUUACACCACAAGGGCCUGUCCCUCCAACAGCUGGAUUCAUAAACACCUACCAGCUGUCCUGGGCCACCAGGCCCGUGGCACUCAGAAAGCCCCUCAAGGUGGGGCAGAGAGCA